This is a messenger RNA of Heterocephalus glaber (naked mole-rat), 2878 nucleotides long. It is a transcript of the gene Cnga4, whose product is annotated as cyclic nucleotide gated channel subunit alpha 4. Gene Ontology annotation, biological process: potassium ion transport; monoatomic cation transmembrane transport. Gene Ontology annotation, molecular function: intracellularly cGMP-activated cation channel activity; cGMP binding; protein-containing complex binding. NCBI's taxonomy places the organism in Eukaryota, Metazoa, Chordata, Mammalia, Rodentia, Bathyergidae. Gene Ontology annotation, cellular component: intracellular cyclic nucleotide activated cation channel complex; plasma membrane. The record is from RefSeq and is a predicted model, not a curated record.
GGUAUGGCCAAAGCCAAAGCGUGGAUGCUGGUUUCCUGGCAACGGCCGACCGCAGAGGCGGGGUAGUCGAUGGCAUUCGGAGGAAGAAGUACCGCCUUCUCCCCCAGGGCCCCUGUGUAACUCAGCUUGGAGUUAAAGGAAAGGAAAAAGAAGACAGAAACAAGGGCCAGGCUUCCUUCUGAGGCAUGCUCCCCAUGCCUUCUCCAGAGACCUCAUUAAUGGUGUUUAGCUGGCAAGUGUGAGCCUAUGCCUGGGAGACAGGGCAGGGUGCUAGCGCUACCCUGCCUCCACUCCUUCAGUAACUGCUAGUUCUGAUUGUGUUGCUAAGGGCUUCAAAGGCAGAGAGAAGUCACAGCUGGAGCCCAAAAGCAGCCUCUUCCAGGCAGUGGAGCACUAGCCCCCACCUUCCCAAGCCACCUACAGGCAGAGGGGCCCUGGAUGCUUCAAGCACCACAACCAGGCCACAGAACCAUGAGCCAGCACGGCAAAGUGAAAACAACAGAGUCCAGGCCCCCUGCCUCCUCCACAACCAGGAAGAGGCUGCCUAUCCUGGAUCCAUCUGGGGAUUACUACUACUGGUGGCUGAACACCAUGGUCUUCCCAGUCAUGUAUAACCUCAUCAUCAUCGUGUGCAGAGCCUGCUUUCCAGACUUGCAGCAUGGUUAUCUGGUGGCCUGGUUUGUGCUGGACUACACCAGUGACCUGCUUUACCUACUGGACAUUGUGAUGCACUUCCACACAGGAUUCUUAGAACAGGGCAUCCUGGUGGUAGACAAGGGUAGCAUCGCCAGUCGCUACGUUCGCACUUGGAGCUUUGUGUUGGACAUGGCUUCCCUGAUCCCCACCGACCUGGUCUACCUGCGGCUAGGCCCACACAUACCCAUGCUGAGGCUGAAUCGAUUUCUUCGGGUGCCCCGCCUCUUCGAGGCCUUCGACCGUACAGAGACCCGCACAGCUUACCCGAAUGCCUUUCGCAUCGCCAAGCUGAUGCUCUACAUCUUUGUCGUCAUCCACUGGAACAGCUGCCUAUACUUUGCCCUGUCCCAGUACCUGGGCUUCGGGCGUGAUGCCUGGGUGUAUCCAGACCCAGCACAGCCCGGUUUUGAGCGCCUGCGGCGCCAGUACCUCUACAGCUUUUAUUUCUCCACCCUGAUCCUGACUACUGUGGGUGACACACCGCUGCCAGCCCGGGAGGAAGAGUACCUCUUCAUGGUGGGCAACUUCCUGCUGGCCGUCAUGGGUUUUGCCACCAUCAUGGGUAGCAUGAGCUCUGUCAUCUACAACAUGAACACCGCAGAUGCAGCUUUCUACCCAGAUCACGCGCUGGUGAAAAAGUACAUGAAGCAACAACACGUCAACCGCAGGCUGGAGCGGCGAGUUAUUGACUGGUACCAGCAUCUGCAGAUCAACAAGAAGAUGACCAAUGAGGUAGCUAUCUUACAACACUUGCCUGAGCGUCUGCGGGCAGAAGUUGCUGUGUCAGUGCAUCUGUCUACUCUGAGCCGGGUACAGAUCUUCCAGAACUGCGAGGCAAGCCUGCUGGAGGAGCUGGUGCUAAAGUUGCAGCCCCAGACCUACUCGCCUGGUGAAUAUGUAUGCCGCAAGGGGGACAUUGGCCGAGAGAUGUAUAUUAUCCGCGAGGGACAGCUGGCUGUGGUGGCAGACGACGGUAUCACACAGUAUGCUGUGCUUGGUGCAGGGCUGUACUUCGGGGAGAUCAGCAUCAUCAACAUCAAAGGGAACAUGUCUGGGAACCGCCGCACAGCCAACAUCAAGAGCCUAGGUUACUCAGACCUGUUUUGCCUGAGCAAAGAGGACCUGCGGGAGGUGCUCAGUGAAUAUCCACAGGCCCAGGUUGUCAUGGAGGAGAAGGGACGUGAGAUCCUGCUCAAAAUGAACAAACUGGACGUGAAUGCUGAAGCAGCUGAGAUUGCCCUACAGGAGGCCACAGAGUCCCGACUGAGAGGCCUCGAUGAGCAGCUCGAUGAUCUGCAGACCAAGUUUGCUCGCCUACUGGCUGAGCUGGAGUCCAGUGCACUCAAGAUUGCCUACCGAAUAGAAAGGCUUGAGUGGCAGACUCGAGAGUGGCCAAUGCCUGAGGACCUGGCUGAGGCUGAUGAUGAAAGUGAGCCUGGGGAGGGAACUUCCAAGGAUAGAGGGGGGAGAGCUGGUCAAGGGGGGCCCCCCGGCCCAGAAUGACUCCAUCCCUGUUCCCAGGACUCCCACCUCCAAGUGAAUCCAGAGUUGUAGGAAAGAUUACCUGCAGAAAUUCUGCCAUCCAGCUUGCUAAAUCAGAGAGACAGGAAUGAAUUGGUUCAUAGAUCCCCAGCUAGAGAUGUGGGAGUAUAGCACACAUUUAUCUCCCCACUUAGCAGUACACACACACACACACACACACACACACACACACAAUUACACAUGCUGUCCAAGACUGUGUAUUCUACAUAAUAUGCUCUGGAGUCCCCAUUCUCAAAGCAUACAUGCUUUCUCAUAAGCAUGGAUAUGACUUAUACCCACAUAAUAUAGCACAUUCAGUCAUGCACCUUCUAAACUUACGCUGAGAGUCAUACACCAAUAGAUACCUUCCAUCAGUGUGCACAUGCCUAUGAAAACACAGAAACACACCCAGAGCUGUCUUGGUCCAAAAUAUCCUUUGACUGUUCCCGGAUUGGUGGUUUGCAAGUGUACCCUGCAAACUGCACUUCAAUAAAGUAUUUGCCUUCCCACUAAGCAUUUAUGGGGCUAGAAAGAAAAAACCAAUGAUGAGCCAGGUUGAACUGUGUCUGAAUUCUGAGUUACAGAGUGAAGGGCAUGAGGUUGGUAGUACUUGGUAGGUUGGAUUCAAGGCAAUUGGGUACCUGAAGAAUAGGGAGUCAGU